UGACAGCAUGGUGGUGGUGUCAGUCUGAGGGAGGGAGUUCAUCAGGUGACGAGCAGGCACCAGGCUUUAGCAGCUAGAUCUCCUCUCAUUCACUGCUCAGCUCCGCGAACACUGUGCAACUAGCUCCCCGGCGGAAGGAUACACUAAACUACCUGAAGAAAGUGUUUGAACCCCUGAGGCUCUACUUUAUUUUUUGUUUUAGACCCUGUGAGGCUGCAGAUUUAUAAAACCUUGUUGGGUGUUUUUGAGUGAAUCUCCCUCGGCAAAAUGGAGUCAUCUCUGGAGUUCUCCAGCUCUCUGGGCAGUGUGUCCUCGCUGCUGACCCGCUGUCGGACCUUUAAGGUGCUUGUGAUAGGAGACUCCGGGGUGGGGAAGACCUGCCUCACACACCGACUCUGCGCCGGAGACUUCCCCAGCAGAGUGGAGGCCACCAUCGGCGUGGACUUCCGCGAGAGGCUUCUGGAUAUCAACGGAGAGAGAAUUAAGCUCCAGCUGUGGGACACGGCAGGGCAGGAGCGUUUCCGUAAGUCCAUGGUGCACCACUACUACCGUAACGUGCACGCUGUGCUCUUCGUGUACGACGUCACCCGUCCUAACAGCUUCAGCGGCCUGACUGCGUGGAUCGAGGAGUGCAGGCAGAACUCCCUCGGGCAGGAUAUCCCCAG
This is a messenger RNA of Notothenia coriiceps (black rockcod), 665 nucleotides long. RefSeq names its product ras-related protein Rab-33B-like. The annotation marks the transcript as partial. Gene Ontology annotation, molecular function: GTPase activity; GTP binding. NCBI's taxonomy places the organism in Eukaryota, Metazoa, Chordata, Actinopteri, Perciformes, Nototheniidae. The transcript is spliced from 2 exons. The record is from RefSeq and is a predicted model, not a curated record.